Messenger RNA from Epinephelus fuscoguttatus (brown-marbled grouper), 8634 nucleotides. It is a transcript of the gene cds1, whose product is annotated as CDP-diacylglycerol synthase (phosphatidate cytidylyltransferase) 1. The record is from RefSeq and is a predicted model, not a curated record. Gene Ontology annotation, cellular component: endoplasmic reticulum membrane. Lineage: Eukaryota; Metazoa; Chordata; Actinopteri; Perciformes; Serranidae. Bases 277 to 1650 code for a protein of 457 amino acids. Gene Ontology annotation, molecular function: phosphatidate cytidylyltransferase activity. The transcript has 13 exons.
GGAGGCAGCAGGACGGGACUGCGGUGAUAAACAAACACACGCAGCAGACUCGCUGGGAUCGUGUCGGGCUCUGUUGCGGCUCUUUGGCAGCUCCGGCUGACUUCCAGGAAAGCGGACCCUCUCCACGGACCGAGCUUUUACACCCAAACCCGGGUUAUUAAUCCAGGACUUUAUCUGAAAACCCCGGGACUAGUGUGGGCUCGUGCCUCCCUCCCUCCUUCCCCCGGAGUCGGCUUAUGUGACACAUUAACGUCCCGGCAGCGACACGAGCGAGACAUGACGGAGCUGAGGAAGCGAGGCGGAGGCGGAGGAGACCCUGACAGCACCGAGAAUAUCAGCGACAAGGAGGCGGAUGGCGAUGACAGGCUGGGCUUGCCAGUCGACGCAGAGGGAGAGGGUGACGGUGACUCCAAAGCAGACACUCCAGAUGUUCCUCCCUCCACAGCAGACACAGACAACACUCCACAAUGUUUGAACAAAGCUCUGGAGGGCCUGCCGCCCAGAUGGAAGAACUACUGGAUACGAGGAGUUCUGUCUUUAGCCAUGAUUUCGGGCUUCUUCCUCAUCAUCUAUAUGGGACCUGUCACUCUUAUAUUAGUGGUCAUGACUGUCCAAAUCAAGUGUUUCCAGGAAAUCAUCACCAUCGGCUACAGAGUUUACAAAUCCUAUGAGCUGCCUUGGUUCAGGACACUAAGCUGGUACUUCCUGAUUUGCGUCAACUACUUCUUCUAUGGUGAAACUGUUGCGGAUUACUUCGGGGCUCUGGUGCAGAGGGAGGAACCUCUGCAGUUCCUGGCUCGCUAUCACCGCUUCAUCUCCUUCGCUUUGUACCUCGCAGGUUUCUGCAUGUUUGUGCUGAGUUUAGUGAAGAAACAUUACCGCCUGCAGUUUUAUAUGUUUGCUUGGACCCAUGUGACCCUGUUGAUUGUGGUAACUCAGUCCCACCUUGUCAUUCAGAACCUGUUUGAAGGAAUGAUCUGGUUCAUUGUCCCGAUCUCCAUUGUGAUCUGCAAUGACAUCAUGGCCUAUCUCUUUGGAUUCUUCUUUGGGAGGACUCCGCUCAUCAAGCUCUCGCCCAAGAAGACCUGGGAGGGCUUCAUCGGAGGGUUCUUCUCCACAGUGGUCUUUGGCUUCAUCCUGGCCUACCUACUGUCUCGGUUCCAGUAUUUCGUGUGUCCCGUGGGCUUCAACAGUGAGACCAAUGGGUUUACAGUUGAAUGUGAGCCCUCUGAUAUCUUCGUGAUGCAGGAGUACACUCUGCCAGCUGUGCUACAAAACACACUGGGAUGGAAAACGGUGAACUUGUACCCCUUCCAGAUCCACAGCAUCUUCCUCUCGUCCUUCGCCUCUCUCAUCGGGCCUUUCGGCGGCUUCUUUGCCAGCGGCUUCAAGCGAGCCUUCAAAAUCAAAGACUUUGCCAACACCAUCCCCGGCCACGGCGGCAUCAUGGAUCGAUUCGACUGUCAGUACCUGAUGGCCACCUUCACACAUGUCUACAUAGCUAGCUUCAUCAGGGGACCGAACCCGAGCAAGGUGCUGCAGCAGCUGUUGAUGCUUCAGCCUGAACAGCAGCUCAGCAUUUUCCACACUCUGCACUCCCACCUGAGAGAGAGGGGCAUGCUCCCCCCAGCUGCUGCCGCCCAGGCUUGAUGAAAGACUGGCCAGCUUCACGGGGCGACGGCUGGAGAGUGUGUGUGUGAUGGUUUGGAAAGUUUGUGUAAGCAUGUACACACACUCACACACCUACACAGACACACACACUCUUAGGUAUGGCUGUAUGGUGUGUGAUUCCAGGCCUCUCUCAGAGCGUCCGUCAUCAUCAUCCUGCCGACUCUUCAUUCAACUUCCAACCAGCUCAAAAUCACGACUUUGAACCUGAGGUGACUCUCCAGACUACGUGGAAUAACCUCGUAGGAUAAAAAACAACACAACAACAAAAAAAUUGCUUUCCACUUGGACCGGCACAUAAACUACGACACACUUCACGAGCGAACAGGCAGUCCCCAUCCUAGAAACUCACAGACUGAAGAUAAAAUGUCUUAUCGAACAAAACUGACUCUGAAGCACACGGCUCUCUCAGCGCAGGUGGAUGGUGGAUGUGCAGUUUCCCCGUGGAUGGCAAACAUUGCACUGACUAGCAGAACAAACGGAUUUAAGGAGCUUCUACCAGCAUAAACUGGGCCCAAAGUGUCGGGCACGUGGACCUGAGCUACAGCAAACAGACUGUUGAGACUUGUCUUUCUGGGUUUGGGUGUGGGCGAAGCGAUGAUGCAGCAGGGUUGUCAGAAUACUGUAGACACUGUUUUAUAUACUAUGCUCUAUUUAAUGGUCCUAACCUCACAGCGUAACAAAACAUGUAGCAUGUACGCAAGUCCUGUCUCGGGCUUCUGCUAAACUAAGCCAUGUUUAUUCUCUUCUUCCACAGCGUGAACUUUUAGCUUUUAGGUUUCUGUCUGAAUCUAAAUAACUCGCACAAUAAGAGUCAACACAGUUUGACCGUAGGCAUGUUAACGCAGAAACUAGAGCAUCAGCACUCAAGUUAAUGUAUUGUACAUAAAUAUACUGAAGAUAUUUAGCUGAACAGAUACCUAAUACGUACUAUAACUACUUGUGUGACCUGCUGGGGAAAAAGAAAAACACUUUUAAGCUAUGAGAAAUGAUAUGCAAAAAUAGAGAUGUAACUCAUUUGUAGCCUUUAGCAUGAACAAAUUAGAUUUUUAUGAGGUAGGGGUGUAGGUUUGAUCUGAGGUUGCUGCUUAUUUAAAAGGUGUGCUGGGUGAACCUUUACCAGAGAUUGGAAAAAGAAUUUUAAAGGAACAGUUUGACGUUUGGAAAAUACGCUUAUUCUUUCCCGCGCUGUGAGGUGAAUAGCAUGAAGACUGGAAGCAGGGGGCAACCAAAAUCUAAAAUCUGCCUACCAACACCUGAAAGCUCACUAAUCAACCGUUCUGCAAAGCAGCUAAUGGUUAUAAUCCCAACUUUAGUUUUCUAACCUCAUCUCCCUGAGUCCUGGUGGGAUCAGAGAGUACAAUUGCGUCACUAUGGGAAUUCAGAAAUGUAAGAAUCAGUCAAUCCCUUUUCCAGAAUCGUUGUAGCUGUAAAUUUUGCCUCCAUUUAAUACUAGAUUUCCAUCGUGGAGAAGGGCUGGGUAUCGUCUAAAAAAAUGUCAAUACCAGCCAUACGUGUGAACGUUCUGCCGGCAUCUGAGCAGCUGAUGUGGGAGUGUGAGCUCCGUGCUUCAGACAGUUCUGAGAGUCUGCCCGGCCGUGCACACACACAGUGACGGAGCUAACUGUUAGCAUUACACGGCUCAAAACAAAGGAAUACUUUGCACAUCAAUAAAACAUGUAGAAAAGACUCCCGCACACUGUCUAACUUGCAAAAAGAAUGAUUUUAAUGCUGCAACGUUUCGGUGACUGGACUCUUUGCCUGAUGAAGGUCUCGUCACUGAAACGUUGCAGCAUUAAAAUCAUUAUUUUUGCAAGUUAGACAGUGUGCAGGAGUCUUUCCUACAAGCAUGACACGGCUAACUUAACUUAAUCGUUAUUAACGGGAUUAACGACAGAGUGGAGCUGCUUUAAUGUCAGUGUGAGGUUUUUGUCACAGUUUAAUGUUAGCCGUUGCUUCUGUGUUAGCAAGUACUAAUCGGGCAGACGGUGAACUGUUUGUCAGGAGAAGAGCAGCUCCAGAGAUGGCAGCAACAGAAAGUUUGCUGAUCUGAUCGGGAGUGUGGAAAGUCCAGACUCAGACCAGGUGCACCAAAAAGCAUCGAAUGCAGGCAUUGUUUAAUUGGAGACGUUUAAAUACUACUCGAUAUCGGACUUUUCAGUCAGUACCUCAAAGGUAUCAUUUACAGAUAUCCAGCCCUACUUUGGACGUUAGCUUUUUGGGGUCAAGCUUUAACCCUUGUGCCCCCUUUAGACCAUGAUUUGGUCAUUUAAGUUGUAUUUUCUGCAAUCAUUUUGGCUGUGAGUUGUGUUAAACCAUCUUUCUCCACCGUUGAAUCCCCUUUGACCAAAAUAUGGCAGAUUGACUUCCAUUAAAACCAAAUUCUUUUCAACUGCCUCAAAACGAAAGUUAACUAAGUUGAACUUUAGCUGCAAAACAUGGAAAUUUAGCGUAGCAUACAGAUGUGGCUCGCAUAGCCGCAUGGGAGCGCACAGAGAUCUCUCCACUGGAAAUCACGACCUUGCUGUGCACAAUAUUGAACUCGUGCUCUGUAAAUUUGCCAGCAUAGACUUUAUAAAAGACGUGGAACCAGCCACUAAGACAUCACCGUUUGCUUCGAGUUUGGCAUUGUAGCCAUCAUCUUGGUUUUGUCGGAGCCAGAAACGACCAUAUUUAGAUGACGUGGUAGAGCUUUGGAGGAUGCGCAUUUCUGAGCCUCUAUCCUGAUUGACAGGUUGCUGUGGUAGCAACUUGUCAGUCAUAAGGUUGUCCCGUCCUAUAGCACACCAUGUUUUAUCGUCUAUUUUAUUCUAAGUGGGACCAUAAUUUACAAAACGAACAUCAUGCUGUGUUGAAGAAGACUUGAAACAAGUGGUUGAGACCAUAACCUCAGUAGGAAAAUGUUCACUGAGGGAAUAAAUCAAGUGAGAAGUUGGGUCAUUUCCCCAAAGACGUCCAUGCAGUCAGUGGAGUCACCCCCUGCUGGCCGUUAGAAAGAAUGCAGGUUUUAGACAUUCCUGCAUUGGCUUCAUGUUUCAGACCCACAGAUAACCCCCAUUUUUGUUUGCGUACUGAUUCAACAAACGAGACACGUGUUGAUUUGUGAGCUUUCUAAGUUUAAAGAAAGGCAGUGGCGCUUCUUCCCGCUGCUUCCAGUCACACUCACAAGAUACUAAUCUUCUAAUUUAACUCUAAAAAGAAAGAGAAUAAGCGCAUUUCCAUUAAUUGUGAACUUUUCCUUGAAAAUAAAUACUGAGCUUCCUUUAUCGAUUUAACCAAUGAUUUUAGUUGCACUGUAGCGGUUGGGGUCGGGUGGGGUCAACGCAUCAGACCCUCCGAAGGUUCCCGCAUCCUCGGACUCAAUGUUUGUUAAACUGUUGAAAAAAAAUCUUGCUAUUUUAAAGUCUUCUUAUGCAUUAAAUCACUGUUAAAUUAUUACGUUUUGAAUGUAGUUUUUAAGACGAGGUGUUAUCAAUGAUAACAUGAGAUGUGAGUACAUUGGGAGCCGAUGUAAUGUACAACGUGUGUGUGUAUGUACAGUUCUGUAUUUACACACACUGUAUAUUUCAGUAUAUAAAACAUAUUUUGGGCGGUGGUUUUAUUAGCAAUACCCUCUGCAGGUUGCAGUUUCUUAGAACAUGGGUUGGAUAAUUUAACUCUACAGGAAAUCUGUGGCAUUUGUGAUGAAUCACACGUUCACCAGUGUGAUGAAUACGACGUGUUACGAGGCACCAGAUGUGUCCGACGAGAUUCUCUGAUUGAAUCCAGACCUUCUCAGAGAGAGAAAUGUUUACCAAAGCACUGUCUGAUUAACACUGAUUUCCUUCCGUUAUUGAAAAAGCUCCAGAGCCCAGAUCCAAACUGUCGUCUCCUUCCGACAUCCUCUCUUUGUUCUGAAACAUGACAAAAGGAGGAGAGUUUGGAGCUGGGCUGCGGACUGGAGCGCUAACAUUUGCAUCUGAGGCCUGUGCAAUGGGUGUCACUCUGUUCCUUCAGUUGGACGAAGAGGAUGUUAUAAUUUAUUGUUCUGUUCAUGUUUUCCUCCAUAGAAGUGCAUUUUAGGGUGUUUUCCCCCUCAUGAAGUGAUCGGGGGUGUCGGGUGGACUCUUGGGACCAGCUGUAUUGUACUGUAUAAAUCUCUAACUAAAGCUCUCUGUGGGAAAACACACACUACUGCUUUACAGGCUUUACUGUGUCCAACCUUACAUACUGAACGAGAUGACACAGAGCACGUGGACGGUGUUCACGCAAAAGCAAUCUGACCAAAAAUCAACACAAACAGCAGAUGGUCACAAUAUUUAGAGUUUAUUUAAGCUGUUUUAUACGGAGUCUGGAGUGUGCCACCUGAAUAAUAAUCAUAAAAACUGUGAUUUACAAAGUUUACAUUUUAAUAAUGCUACUUCAAAAACUUAGUAAAGUAAGUAAAAAGUAAUCAUCUACUGUCUCAAUUAAUGAUUCAGUUUCUUUGUGUUUAAAUUAAUGAAUGAGCUAAAAAAACAAAGGCGGAAAUAUUUUAUUAUUCAGCUCAUUAACUCUUCUGCUUUUAUUAAUUAGAUUUCAUUUAAAUAUCACUUAAAUUGUAUUUAAAAUUAAAUCAUUUUUAUCAGUCAGUUUAUUGUUUUAGUCUUGGAAAUGUGAACAAAUCCUCACAUUCGAGAUGAGUUAUUGAUGGAUAAAUUACUCGAUCAGUUGAUAAUAAAAAUAGCUGCUGAUAAUCAAUUAAUUGACUUGUUUCAGCUCUAAUCAAGGCUGCUUAACGGCAGAGCCUACUGUGUAGCCGAAGCAAGUUGUGAGCAUUUAUACUUGUGCAAUGGUGUGUCUGUGACGCUCUGCAGUUACAUCUCCACACUAGUUAGCAGUGAGGUUUCUAUGCCACUGUGUUAAGCUUCUGUACAGUGCAGUAAAGUCUGAUUGAUUCAACUUAAACACAUUAAACACCCAUUAAAUAUGGCUUAAUGGUGACAAUAUUAAGUAAAAGUACACAAAUCAGCUUCACUAUAACUCGCAGCAUUCACAGACAAAGCACUUGUCUUUUGCUAGAGAUGUUUUCCCCACAAGUACAACAUGCUAAUGUUGUUAGUAUAAGUCUAUGACAUGUUACAUAGCAUAAAUUAGCCUGGUGGCUACCGGAAGUUUCCUCUACUCAUAUGAAGGAACAACAGCAACAUUUAACAAAGAUAAUGUCAUAACCCACAAAUACAACAUGCUAAUGUUGUUAGCAUACGCCAAUGAUAUUUUGAGGGUUCCCACACAUUGUCAUGGACAAAAUUACCCAUAAUAUUGUGUAAUUUUUUUCUUGCCCCAUUUAUGCAGCACUUUUAAACUCAUCAGAUCCAAACUCUAUUCAAACAGUUUCAGUUAGCUUGCAUACAUGAAGGGAGAGAUAAGACAUAGUGGGAAAACGUUACACAAAAUAAAUUCACGUUACUUAGACGUUAUUGUGACGAUUUCAUUACAAGCAACAAAAUUCCAUUGCUUUUCCAAAACUUUGAAUGAUUUUUACCAAGUCCAUGACUUUUCCAAGUCUGGAAAAUGUGAAUGUGAAAUUCCAUGACUUUGCCAGAUUUUCCAUGACUGUGGGAACCCUGUAUUUUACAUUGUAUAAAUUAGCCUAGCAGCUAGCAGACUUUUCCUCUACUCAUAUGAAGCCAGGGACAACAGCAACAUUUAACAAAGGUAACGUUACAAAAUUUGGCUCUAUUACAACUCACAAAGUUCACUGACAAAACAACUGCCUUAUACUAAAUACGUUUUCCAAACAAAUACAACAUGCUAUCAUUAUUAGCACAAGCCUAUGGCAUUUUACAUUGUAUAAAUUAGCCUAGCAGCUAGCAGACUUUUCCUCUUCUCAUAUGGAGUCAGGGACAACAGCAACAUUUAACAAAGGUAACGUUACAAAAUUCAGCUUCAUUACAACUCACAAGGUUCACUGACGAAACAACUGUCUUAUACUAAACACGUUUUCCAAACAAAUACAACAUGCUAACGUUAUUAGCACAAGCCUACAACAUUUCCUGUUGCGUAAAUUAGCUUAGCAGCUAGCGGACUUUUCCUCUGCUCAUAUGAAGCCAGGAUAAAUCACACACAAGACUUAAAAUGCUAUUUUGCGGAGGCUUUAUUGUCUUCACAAUUUAUUCCCCCUUGUCUUAAAGUAAAUUAAAGCUAUAUUUUGACUGAGGGAAGUGGUUUACAGUUUACAAAAACAUUUAGGAGAUCUGUGUUGCUGCGAUGUGUAGACAUUUCUGGGGAGGUGCACGUCAGGCACUGAAGGUAGGACGUAGUUUCAGCACAGACGUAUGAAUGACGCUGUAUAGAUGACACCUACAUGAACUUUGUAAUUGUAAGUAGUUGCAAAUCCAUUUAUAAAUUCAUUUAUUCUCAAAGGACAAAAAUCGAACUAUUAAUUGGUGAAUGUUGAAACUUUUUUUAUUGAUGGUUUUUUGCAACUACGCCUCAAUCAUGUGUAAAUUUAAUUAUUUAUCCAGUGUCACUUAAACGCAGCAGUUCAUUAUUAUAAUAAGAAGUCUAUUAUUCUCUUGGCACACUCGAGACGUAGUUUCACAGUUUAAAUUAGAUCAAAGUUGUUGUGUGAAAUAAUUUAUAUUUUUAUUCACAUUAUGAAGGUGAGACACUUGUGGUACACAGACAUAAAGGUAGGAAAGAUAAAGUUAGUUUUAUUAGCCCAAAUGUCAGGUUAUGAUGCACUGCAGAUGUUUGGUUGCUUGUCUUUAUAAUUUAUCAUUUCGUGUAUAUUUUGUUUGAUUUGCUUCUGAGCAGAAAUGUUUUCUAAUGAAAAUCUGUAGCUUUUGGAGUGGAUAAGAUUUAAACACCGACACUGAGGACGUAUGCUGUUGAUAAUAGGGGCGAUACAGAGUCAUGUAUAAACCACAUAUUGAUACCUUGUUAGGGAUAUUGUGAAGCUGUUUACUGUACGGAGGUGAAUAAAGGUUUUCUUUUUCUUUAAAA